Messenger RNA from Chaetomium strumarium, 1089 nucleotides. RefSeq lists its product as uncharacterized. The record is from RefSeq and is a predicted model, not a curated record. Lineage: Eukaryota; Fungi; Ascomycota; Sordariomycetes; Sordariales; Chaetomiaceae. The transcript is spliced from 2 exons. The coding region runs from base 1 to 1089 and encodes 362 amino acids.
AUGGAGUCCAUAGAUCGCGACGUUCGGAGGCAGCAGCGCUCAAUUCAAGUAGCCUACGACCGCCUUCCUACGAGCCUCUAUGACAAGGCCCGGGACCACCAGGACCAGCUCACUGACGAGGAGCGCCAGCUGCUCCUUAGCCGCGGCGACGUCCUAGGAAAGGCGCUUGCCUAUCCCGAUUCUCUGACCACCGACGAGAUCCACGAGGCUCGCGGAUGGCCACCGCCGGACGUAGUACGCACCAACAUCCAGCGGGCAACCGGCGGCAGUCUCAGCACCACGGCCGAGCUGCAUGCCAAGGCCAAGGACGCUCUCGACCAUGGCCAGUUCGACACCGUCAUCAGCGAUGACGAGGCCUUUCUAAUCGCCCAUAAAUUCUAUGCCCGAGACGACUAUUCCCUGUCAAAGUGCGAGGCGGUCCACCAGAUCCCAGGCUUCGGACACGUCGACGCAUUACUAUCGCGCCGCCUGGGGCCGGACCUUGCCGUCUGGAAAGCCUCUGUGGAACGCGAGUUCGAAGCCAUGGGGCCCCUUAUGGAGGCAGCCCCGCCCAUGGACCCUAUACAGCGCGCUUUUCGCAAGUAUAUGGCUACGCCCCCAUCGCGAACAGACAUGCAGGGUUCCGGGCCCUGGCCUGUCACGUACGCCGGCACUAGCGCUUACCAGCUGUUCGGAGAGGACACGGACAGCCCUUCAGACUUGCCAUUUGCCGCCGCCCCGCGCUGGGCGGCCCUGCCCGAGCAGCAGAAGGAAGUCUACCGCGCGCAGGACGAGGCGAGACGCCGCGAGGCUUGGGCCGAUUAUGAGAGGAGAAUUGCCUGCAAGGAUGCCGGGUUACCGGCCCCUCCGCCCCCGCGGCCGGUGCCUCCUCCCUCUGCAGACUUUUUGGAGUAUUUCCGGAUAAGCGAUCCCACCCGCAACCCGGUGCUUCCUCUCUCGGGGUUCGAGGUAUUUCGUGACGACCUCGUGGCCGGUGAUGCCGGGCUAGGCUUCGGGGAGGUGCUGGCGAGGUGGGAAGCGCUGACUGACCAGCAGCGUGACAUGUACGAAAUGCGGGCGCGGGAGGCGAAGAAGGCGGGCGCGAUGUAA